Molecule: messenger RNA, 4745 nt
Organism: Phragmites australis (common reed)
Lineage: Eukaryota; Viridiplantae; Streptophyta; Magnoliopsida; Poales; Poaceae
Exons: 3
Coding region: 2771-4027 (418 amino acids)
Biological process (GO): regulation of DNA-templated transcription
Cellular component (GO): nucleus
Molecular function (GO): transcription coregulator activity; RNA binding
Source: RefSeq, a predicted model, not a curated record
ACACCCAACCCUUGAAUCUUUAUUUUUUUAUCUAAUAUUCUGUUUGCGAAUUCUGUGAAUCUAUUUUGUUGAUUUACAUUUUCUUUGGAUGGUCUGUAGGAUUUUAAGGACUUCUUUUGUACUGUCUUGCUGACUUCACACGCUAUUGUUUACUUUAUUUCUGACUUCACACGCUAUUGUUUACUUUAUUUUUUCUAUUUAGAUUAUCUCGAUUUAUUACGCAUUGAGUGCCCAUACAUGAGUAGGUGGUUUCGUAUCUUGAAAUUGGAUGUAGAUUUUUUAUUACAAUUAGAUGUAUUGUGAUAUUCCUUUCUUUGUAUUGGUUGCAAUAUUUGAUUACAAUUAGCUCUGUGUUAAUAUAUGUGGAAGAAUUGUUAUGCUAUGCAAGCAUUUAUUGCUAUUAACCUACGCCAUGGCUGUUUAAGUAGCAUUAGUUUUUAUUUUGUUUAAGGCUUUCGAUUAUGUUUGUAAAGAUUACAAAACUGCAACUUUGAUUGAAUGAUUUUUUUGUUUUGUUGAAAUGUGUCAAUGGUGGUGGAAGUUGAAAGCUACAUGAUAUGUUUUGACCUCAGAAGAUUUCGGUCCCGUUACUUUUACUGUUAUUUUGAUUGGCACAGUUUAAAAUACACAAUGCUGACUAUUUCUUUUUCUAUUCAUGUUUUAGAAAAAUUAUAUUGGAAAUUAAAUGAUGUGAAGAUAGUUUUUAUGGCAAAUCUACCAAUAUGGCUUUUUAUGUGACAAAUCUAAAUACUUAUAUGUGCUUUAGUGAUCAAAGUUAAAAGGUGACUGCAUGCAUUAUAGAACAACAAACAAAAGAGGCCACAGAUAGUAUUAUUUUCAGUGAGCAAUCAUACAUUUGAGGUUGUUAUUGUAAGUGGUCUUGUUGCACCUAUCAAUUGCUAUUUGAGUAAUCUUUGAUUGUUCUGAACCUUUUGACCUAUACAAUACUUCUAUGGUUCAUGUUGCUUGCUAGCAUCAUUAGGAAAUGAUCUAGCAGGCCUCCAUUCAGAGAAUGUAUAUAAUGAUGUUAUUUUUGCAUGUAUCAUGUGCAUGAAGCCAAAGGGGACAGCUGCCAUGAUAGCUGGGUUCUCAUUUCCCAUUAGUUUGAUGUCAAGCAUGUUUCAACCACCAUUCCAUGAUUCUUUUUAUCAAUAGGUGUUAUGUAAUGUGCAUACCUAGAGAAUUGACCCCUGUACGAACUGUUUUUCUUUUCUGUUUUGGUUUCAUCAAUGUAUAACUCUAUUUUUUUUUAGCAUUUCAUUAAGUAGAUUGCUCAUCAUCUUAAAAUUCUGGUAUGCAAGAUCUAGCAUUUAUGAAACUGGGAUUUAGUACAAUUAAGAUUUUUUAUUAACUUACCUUAGCUUUUGAAUAUUGUAUGUUUUCAUUCAUGAUCAUUUCACGCAUAGUUUGUAAUCAUAUUACUAUUACCAAAUGAGAUGCAUUGUCGUAGCAUUGAUUUCAUCAACGUUUUACUAUAUUCUCUGUGUUUGAGCCACAUCUCACCCGCUAUAACUGCUAAAUAGUUUAAUUUAUGUAAGCCUGCUGUAUAUGAAUAUUUUUAAUUAUUGAAGCACCAUAUCUAGGAAAAUAACACACACAGUGUGAAUGUCUGAACCACCUGAUAUGCUUGAGAAAUUGUAAAUAUCUUCUAAUUCUUUGCUGGCUUGGAUGUUCAGUGUAAUGGCUAAGCACUGCAAGCUCCACUAAACAUCAAACGAAGUAUGGAACUUACUGUUCUACUGUAACAGUUUCCAACUUGUCUGGCUUGGGUGCUGCCAUUGCUUUUCAAGAUGGGACAUAAAUGUUGAUGCUUUGGUACCGGGUUAUAUAUUGCUCUGUCUGAUGGUUUAUAUUAUUUGCUGGGCAUACGGUAUGGAAGCAUUCUGCCUUCCUGAUUCAAAUAUUGUGAAAAGGCAGUCACAUUUGCAUGUGCAGUAUGGUAUACUCUGAAAAGGUUUGAAGUGUUGUGAUAACAAGGAAUGAGAUGGACUUCAGGCUUGAAGUCAUAUCAACACAGCUGUGGCAUGCAAGUGUUUGGAGGGUUGCGUGAGAACUAUGAAAAUUGGAAUUAGCUUGGAACAUGAAUAUAUAGGUACUCCGAUUCAAAUGUAGUCAGUUGGUUCUUGCUGUCAUCAAUACUUGAACCAUUGAGCUUUUGAGAUCAAGGCUGAGAUGGACUUGAGGUGUUAUUCAGGAAGAGGAGCUGGUUAAGUGCUUGUGUUUAGUGGUUAUUUAAGAACUAAAAUUCCUGAGUUUGUUGAAGUUAAUUUGGAACAUGGAUAUGUAGAGACUCAUACUAUGAAUCUGAAGCUGGCCAACAUGCCCGAGUUUUUGAUAUCUUCUGAUCACUGCAUAAUGGCCAAUUCAUUGGGUACAUUUUAGAAAUAGGACCAUGCCAUUUUUGUUAGAGCCUUAGAGGACAGGAUAAUGUUGUUGAGACAAGAAAGUAACUGGGUGCUGCAGAGACUGUUUUGCAGUUGUAUUGCCGAGCACACUCACAUCUUGAUGUCUUGAAGCAUCAAGGGAUGUACACAUUGCCUCAAUAUUGGGUUGUCUCAGUUGCCAUGUGGGACACUCAAAAGAUCACUUUUCUCCAAGACACUGCACGCUAAUAAGCUGAAGCGCCUUUUAUGGGUGAAAAAGCAAAAGCAAAGAGUUGACUUGGUAAGUUUUAAGGGAACAUGGCUUGGUAACAUUCAGUCGCAUAGAAUGCCUGGUUAGGUUCCCAUGGACGAUUAGUUGAUGUGUGAUGGUUGCAUAACCUUAUGAAAUGAUGUGGAGGGAGAAGUACCUUGUCAGUGGGCUGACCCGCCUGAGUCUACUAUUUGAUACCAACGACAAACUGCUUCAAUGGUCUACUUAUCACUUAGUUAUGACCUGGCAAUUGUUUGAGUGCUACUUUAACUUGCAUGGAAUUGUGGGAUGUUAUUGGCUAAAGGAACUAAGAUUUUCAUUGCAACAUCCAAUUCCAAUCUUUGGAUGUGUAGCUACUAACUACACUGUGAACCGUGGAGGAGAGGUAGUUCAUUUUCAGUUGGGCUGCAGUUGCAAUGGAUAUAGAAUGCAUUCUGGCCCUUCACCACCGCGGCCGCGCAGACAAGAAGCCAGCAUUUUUGAUGAUGCUGUUGGUCCACGUUACACCCGUGGAUAUCAAGGGGAUGGUAGAGGACGUGCAAGGUUCCGAGAGGGUUCUCCACCAUAUGGAAGAGGGAGCAGAUCAUAUGGGAGGGGCUAUAGUGCUCCUGGAAAGGAGUUCAUUAAUAUUGAUGGAGAAUAUGUUCACAGGAAUGAUCCAAAUUUGUCACCAAGAGAAGGCGAUUGGAUAUGCCAGAUUCCAAAUUGUGGAAAUCUCAAUUUCGCUCGACGCACUCACUGUAACAACUGCAACAAGUCCCGCUAUGCACCUGAAAUAUAUGAACCUAGCCACAGCCCUCGCAGGGGUUACAUCAGCCCUCCACGAGGGCCUCAAAGGAUUGUUGGUCCACCAGGUGACCGUGCCCCUCCAAGAGAGAUGACCAGGUACAGAUCACCACCUCAUGGUUGGGGUGUUGAUGAUCCUAGGGGAUAUGCAGCUCGAUCCCCUCCAGAUCGUGCAGGACGAUUUACAGAGCCAUCACUUAAGGAAAGAAUGGGCUUCCGCGGUGAGCGUGAUCUGAGGGAUCGUGCAAAGUUUGAGUGGUCUGCCACUGACGACUACAGUCAGAGGGAACGUCCACAUGAUGGGUUGUAUCCUGACAGGAGUCAUCGUCGAUCAGGGUCUCCUCGGGGUAACUGGGGAAAUGAUCUGCGUGACAGAAGCCGGUCUCCCCAGAACAGACCAAUGAAGAGCUCUUUCACCGGGAGAGGUCGACCUGAUGACUAUGCUGAUCCAUAUGUAAACCGAGGCAGGCCUAAUCUGGAAGCUGGCCGUGGCCGUGGCCGUGGCCGUGGUGGUUACAGACCAGGAGGUGGUCCAUUCCCUGGCGAGGGUCGAGGUGACCGCCAUGCUGCUCCUGCUCUCCGUGGUAGGAAUGAAGACGGCUACUAAAUGAAGGGAAAGCCUAGUUAACCUGGAGCUUGAGAAUUGCUGCAGCUUGUAAUGUUUAAGAGUCCGUACUUUGUCCUAAACUGUGGUAACUGUGUCGCUUAUUUGGACAUGCCUGGUUAUAAUCGACUUCUCUCUUUAUACCCGCGGUGUUCAGUGCAUCAUCACUAAAUGGGGAGUUCAGAGAUGAACAAGUUCACUAUGCUUAACAGUCUGUUGGAUGCACAUAUUGGUCAUAUGAGCUACUUUGGCCUUUGGUCAAGGCAGAGAAAAGGACGGGUUAAUGAGCACAACUGCAGGUUGGCCUGGCUGCUUUCUCGUUACUGCCUUGGUCGGUUGUGAGUUGGCGUUUCUGAAUGGUCAUCCAAUUUUGUAGAGAAGCGUUGGAAGUUGUACGUUGGACUGGGCAGGGCAUGUGGGAGCACAUUCUUCUCGGCAUGUGUUGGUUGCUCGUCUUGCGGCUGUGCAUCGCGUUGAUGCGCGCUACUGAUCAGGUUUAAUUAGUUAACUUAGAGCUGUAUUACCAACGAUUGAUUUUUGUAAUUAGCGGUGAGGUAUGACUGGGAGCUAGACAAUACGAGGAUCAGCUGUUAUGAACAAUGCUCUAGGAUUUAGUAGUUCAUAGUGCUGAAGCUCAGUUUUGACUGAUAGUUCUUAGUGUUGUUAUUGGAUUCGAUUAUGGGCCUACAGCUAUUGGAAAACUUCAUGGGAUUCGAUCUGA